Orbicella faveolata is the source of this 3359-nucleotide messenger RNA. Its product is annotated as clathrin interactor 1-like. Gene Ontology annotation, cellular component: clathrin vesicle coat; plasma membrane; endosome. Gene Ontology annotation, molecular function: clathrin binding; phospholipid binding. NCBI's taxonomy places the organism in Eukaryota, Metazoa, Cnidaria, Anthozoa, Scleractinia, Merulinidae. Gene Ontology annotation, biological process: endocytosis. The record is from RefSeq and is a predicted model, not a curated record.
CCGCGUGGUCCUAACCUGGCACAAAAACCUCUGUAUUUAGUAGGCACUGUCCUUAAGUUAACUGGUUUUCAUGUAGGUCUCUAUCCAGGUAGAAUAUUGGAAUUUUGAAAUGUUGGUUUUUGAGGAGGGAAGAAAGCCAGAGAACCCUGCAAAAAACCCUUGGAGUAAGUUAGAACCAACAACAAACCUAACCCACAUGUGGCACCAGGCUGGAAAUAUCAAGCCCAGGCCACAUUGCUAGGAAGAGAGCUCUUUUAUCACUACAUCAUCCCUGCUACCCAAAAUUACAAAUAAUUACUAUACAACUAGUGGCCCCUUAAAAUUAGCCAGUAAACAGCAGACUUUCCAAUUUUUGCCAAUAUCUUUGGACAUAGAAUUUGGUAAUAUCUGUUUGAGAAUGUUACAGUUUUUAACUCUUUCAAUAGCCCUUUCAAGGUGUAUGCAAACAGAUGCAAUCUCUCUUGUUUCAUCCUCAUCGUCAGGAUUUAGCUGGUCGUUACUUCUCAUAAAUGGUGGGAUAUUAAGGUAAACUUUCCUUGGGGCUCAUAGGUCUUGGAUUUCAAAACCACGAUCUCCCAUUACUGAAUCCCCCUUUUCGAGAAGCUGUAGAAUGCCACAAUGUUCAACAAUAAUUUUGUCACUGCAAUGGCCUCCAUACAGAUCAGAAACGAAAGUGAAAGCACCAUUAGGUACUAUUGCGACAAGGCCUUUGGCUGUAUUGUGGGAUUUUUAUGUUGAUGAAGAAGAAGAAGCAGAAGAAGCAGAGGAAGACAAAGAUAAAGAUAGCCUGAGCAAUACCGAUUCAUCCAGAAAUGCAACUCCUAAAGUAUCAUCUAAUCCUUCAAGGACUGUUGAUCUUGGAGCUGCAGCAAAUUAUGGAAAAUCAGAAGUAAUCAAUUCUUCUACAACACCAGCAUCGAGUGUAGUACCAUCUAUGUCACACACAAGCAAUUCAGAUUUGGUGGACUUGCUUACAGGGCAGCCUGACACCUCCCUUACUUCACAGCCCUUUCAGACUUCUACUGUUCCAGUUGUCCCAACAGAAAAUGAUAGUUUCUUUGCAGAUUUUGCUUCUGCACCUACAGGGGGAGGAAGCAUCAGUGGAUCAGAGAAUAAUUUCAACCAUGCAGGAUCAGCAGUAGAAAAUGAUGACUUUGGAGACUUUGCAGCCUUCAGGACUGGAAGUCCUACUCAGAAUCAUUUGCCUGAUGACACAUUCUUCACUGCAUUUCAGAGCAACACUGCAUUGCAGGCUGAAACAAGUCAACCAAUAGCCCAAACUUCAAACCAAAACCUGUCUCCCCUCCAACCCCAGAUAGCAGUGAAUUCAGCUCUUCAACCACAAGCCAGUGCACUAUCUGGUCUACAGCCUCAACCAGCCCAGCCAGCAAUACUACCAAAUCAGUUUAUGCUUGGAGGAAUGCAAGGACCGUUGUUGAAUUCUCAACUUUUAGUUCAAUCUCAAACAAGUCAACAGCCAGCACUGAUAAAAUCACAAGCCAUGACACCUUCCAAGCCACUGAUGGCUGGAAAGUCAUCCUCGGCAAUGAUGGCAGACUGUACUCCAUUGCAUCAGAAGUCAGCUAAAUCAACAACAUGGUCCAACAGUCCAGUUGACAUUAGUCUUGACAAUUUAAGUCCAAUGAGCCAUAGGGACAAACCUGCACAACCAAGCAUGAAUGAGUUGUACUCGAAUCAGCAGCAAAUGCCUUCAGCUACAAUGGCUCUCUAUGGUAUGCCACAGCAGAGUAUGUAUGCUAUGGGAGGGGCUCCACCAAUGAACUCAAGUGUCCCCAUGAUGGGUGUGGCACCACAGAUAAACAUGCUCAGGGCAAAUAUGAAUCAGAUGACUGUGUCGUCUAACAUACCCAUGAUGCAGAUGACAAACAGAGGAAUGGGAAUGAUGCAGCCCCAACCAUUGGGACAAAUGCAAGGCUUUAGUAGUAGUGGUUAUUCAACAUACAAGGGUGUGAGUUGAUGUUUAUGGCAAUAGACAGUGUGAACACUUGUUACUGAGCUACUGCAUCGGUGUGCUGGAAGCAUUUGGCUUAAUUCCCACCAAGUGAGAAUCUAGCAACAAUAAUACAAAAAUUAUAAUACAAGUGGAUGAUACAAUCGAAUCAAAAUUCAUAUUGGCUGGCCCAAAAAAUAUGCUUAAAGACUUUCUGUAAUGUGGCAAAAAUGGGGAUUAAAGUGGUAUUGAAAAUAGGUUCAACUGGCACACAAAAUAAACUUGUUUUGGAGGUUGUCUGUCAGAGGUCUCUCUUAAACACAGGGCAAACCUAUAGAAGGGAAGGAGACAACAUUUCCAGUUGUUGGCUUCAAUCCAACACAGAUGGCAGAAGAAAUGAUGAUUGCCAUAAGAUUUAAUAGUGCAGUAGAGAAUAUUGUUUGCUUGAUUUGUAAGACCUGGUUUGGCAAAACACUAGAAUUUUUUUUUAUUUUGAUUUUAGGGGUUUCAAAGAUGAGCGACCUAAACCUUAAAAUUCAGAAUCCUCAGUCAGCCAAAAGUCGGCUAAUGCUAAUAAAAUAUUCUAAAAAAGCAACAACCAAAUCCUGCCAUAGUCCAGUUUUUUAGUUAACCGAAAGUGCUGAACAAAAAGUGUUAAGACUCAAAUUGCUAACAAAAUAUCGGCACGAAUGUAAUGAAGCGUGAGACGAAACACUGCAGAGUUUUCCAUAGUUCAUGUUCUCACGGGUGUUUGCAAAUAUUUUACUUCAGAUCGAGACCAACCUCGUACAGAUGCGUCUUCAAUCAUUUUGUUCAGCAGUCUUGGUUAACUCGAAAGUAGACUAUAAUGAUUUCAUAAUCUAAAUCUAAAUGUGUUUGUUCAUCGAGAAUGAGGCACAAAGUCAGGCGUGUUGACAAACUACUUUUAUGACCAUUUUCACUCUAGAAAGCGGACAAAUCGUCUGUACGGACGAGUCCUCCCACGAUUUGUUCGUUUAAUGUGAAUUCCAGAUGGACAACUCACCUUGUGUUGGUCAUCUUAAUUUGCAAGGGGCAAGACACUUACAGGCUUGGUUAGCUGCACUUUCCACCCGCCUUUUUUGAUUUCCCCAUAAGCUAGCACUCGUCUCUAUUUGCUAGUUCCAUUCUCCAUGAAUAUUUCAGCGACCAAAAUGCAAUCAUUUCUUCACACAACUUUUGUGACAAAAAUUUUGUUCGUCCCAUUUUCUUCCAUUUGAGACGAUUUGUCCAUAUCUAAAGUGAAAACAGCUGAUGUCUUGACUGUCAUGAAACGAUUUUCUUCUGUUGUCUUGAAUAAUAAAAUCGAAACGCUUGAGCAAAAUACACUGGCUGGCAAAUAGUACAGAAAUCGACAUGGUGAAAUUAAGGGUGCGUUUCUUUAAGAAAA